AGCUGAUCUCCUUGGAUGGAGUGUUUUCGCUUGAUGUUCGCUCGCGCUGCCUGGCUAUGACUGCGCUUGUGGGAGAUUGCAGAUCAGUCGUGGCACACUGACACGCAGCGAUCCGCGAGACAUUAUGGCCCAGGCUGCUCAGAUGAAUGUCAUCGAGAUCAACAGCCCCAUUCGCGUUGAGCACGACAAGAAACGACGCCAGUUCAGCAUCCGCCUCAACGGUUCGUAUGAUCGAGCUGUAUUACUGUAUGAAUAUGUGGGGAAGAAGACGGUGGAUCUGCAACACACUGAGGUUCCUGAUGCUUACAGAGGACGAGGAAUCGCCAAGCACCUGGCCAAGGCAGCGAUGGAUUUUGUGGUCGAGGAAGACCUCAGGGCUCACCUGACCUGCUGGUACAUUCAAAAGUAUGUGAAAGAAAACCCUCAUCCUCACUACCUGGAGCACAUCAUCAUCCACUGAGGGAGAUGCCAACAGGAUGAAAAGACUUUUCUGUUGCUGACUGGGCAUUUGUGCUCCAGGGGCAGGGGGGUUUUGACUGGAACUGGUCUUCUCUGAGAGAUAUGGUGUCUGUGUGUGUAAGAGAGAGAGAGAGAGAGAGAAUGUUUGGAGAUGACAAGAUAAAAUUAUCAGCAACUGUACAGACAACGCUGCGGACGUAUCUACGAUGUUUGGAGCAUGCGUUUUCCAUGAGAGGGGGAACAAUUGUCUGCUUCGUAAACAAGUGGGCCUGUUUUUACAGCUCUAAUGACUUUGUGGGUUAUGGGAUCCACAUGCCAACACGCCAAAACAGGGUUCCAUGAAUACCAUCCACAGAAAGAAAACAAAACAGCAAUUUUUGUUACUUCACAUGCCUUUCUAGCCUAAUGCCUUGAGGUCCAAGUGGUGCUCAAAACACACAUGCAUGCAAAAAAAUUAACCUAAAGCCAACAUAGGUCACUGUAGCAGCCAUGUAUUGUGAGUGAGUGUAUAUUUAGGUGCCGUGUGGAAACUUCGGGCCAGUUUCAGGUGGCGAUACUCGUGAUACAAUCCCCACAACCACCGCCAUACUCUAAGGGGCAGACACUCUCAGGAUUGACACUUGAAACAGUCAGCACUGCCCUUCAGGACAGGGAGUGUGUAAUGUGUGUUUGCAUAACAGAAGCAUGGUGUGAGUUAUGUCAUCUAUGUGUGUGUUCAAGUCGGAGUGUGUGUCUAAGGUAAAUGUGUGUGUUAUUCCUGUUCCUGCCUUUUCCCCAUGGCCUUAUUAAUCAUGGCGUCCAGGAAGGCCACCGAUAAACAGGGUGAGUAAGGUGCUCAAACUACAACAGCGCAGUCUGCCCUUCCACUAUAAGAUCUGUAGCAACAUGCAUCAUUUUGAUGAAAUGAAGGUCUUGCUCUCUGAAUAUUUAGAGGCUUGCCAUAGUCAGUAGUAACUGUUCCAAGAGAAUGAUCCGUGCAAAUAAAUGAGGCCUGAAAUUCGUCAGUUUGUACACAUUCAUGUACUCUAUAUUAACAUUCACGUUUUAAAAUAAAGAAAUAGAUGUCAUUUUACUGUCACUGUUAUU
Messenger RNA from Hemibagrus wyckioides, 1545 nucleotides. It is a transcript of the gene natd1, whose product is annotated as protein NATD1. Lineage: Eukaryota; Metazoa; Chordata; Actinopteri; Siluriformes; Bagridae. The transcript is spliced from 3 exons. The record is from RefSeq and is a predicted model, not a curated record. Bases 125 to 460 code for a protein of 111 amino acids.